Messenger RNA from Durio zibethinus, 2311 nucleotides. Its product is annotated as serine carboxypeptidase-like 18. Gene Ontology annotation, biological process: secondary metabolic process; proteolysis. Lineage: Eukaryota; Viridiplantae; Streptophyta; Magnoliopsida; Malvales; Malvaceae. Gene Ontology annotation, molecular function: serine-type carboxypeptidase activity; acyltransferase activity, transferring groups other than amino-acyl groups. The record is from RefSeq and is a predicted model, not a curated record.
UUCAGGUAAUAUUAGUUAGGAAUGUUUGGCUCAAAUGGUAAAAAGCGUAGUUCUCUCUCAAUUGUUUGAGAAUACUGCAUCAAAAAAGUGAAUUUCAGUUGUGUUCAAGCAUCAAUGUGAUUCCCCCUCAAAGACAGUAACGCAAAAUAUCGUUUGUCCUGGGCCUCACUUUGCAAGGCUAAUUGGCUAUUAAGAGAAAGCAUAAAUUGAUGACUGAUUGACCAAUCCAAUUGACUGUAAGAUCAAACAAGCCGCCCCCACCCCAGUUCUAGUUUGGAAUGGUGGUUGAUGUUUGUAAUGCCGACAACAUAUUCUCUUUCUGUCGUAUGCCACAUUUAACAUGCACUAUUUCACAACGAAAUUCAUCACUCUCAAAUUCUGUUUAGCAAAUUGGAACUUGGAAGGACUCUGAGUAAACGCUGCUUUUGCUUUGUUGCGUUAGGUCUCUAAAACUAUCAUGUUAUCCAAGAACAUAAUAAGCUGCCAAUUUCUUGUGCAUUUGCUGCCGCUGCUGCUGUUACUUCUUUCCAAACAUGCAGACUCAGCUGGCUCCAUUGUUGAGACUCUACCAGGCUAUCCUGGAAACCUGCCGUUCAAGCUAGAAACAGGGUACAUUAGAGUGAAUGAAUCCGAGCUGUUCUAUCUGUUCGUGGAAUCGGAAGGAAAGCCUAGACAGGAUCCCCUUAUGCUUUAUUUGAAUGGUGGCCCUGGCUGUUCCGCUUUAACUGGAUUCUUUUUCCAAACAGGUCCACUAUCCUUCAAUACAACUGACUACUCCGGGGGCUUGCCAACUUUACUGCUUUACCCACACACAUGGACAAAGAGUGCUAGUAUAAUAUUUGUAGAUGAACCAGUUGGAACUGGAUUCUCCUACUCCCAAAACUCUGAAGAUUACUAUAUAUCAGAUACAGGAUCAGCUCACCAACUUCACUUGUUUAUCAGAAAGUGGCUGAAGGAAUAUCCAAAAUUUAUCAAUAACCCGUUCUUCAUUGCUAGUGAUUCAUACUCUGGCAUAAUUGCACCAAUUGUGGCACAAGAAAUUUUUGAUGGUAAUGAAGGUGGAAUGUAUCCAUAUAUAAAUCUAUUAGGAAUCGUUAGUGGAUCCCCACAUACAGAUUCAAAGCUCGAAGAUAACUCGAAAAUACCCUUUGCUUGUGAUAUGGCCCUCAUAUCAGAUAGCCUUUAUGAGGCAGUGAAAAGGGACUGCAAUGGGAAUUAUAUAGAUGUGGAUGUCUCCAAUACCGCAUGUGUAGAAGAUCUUCUUGCUAUCAACAAGUGUGUAGACGAUAUUAAUAACCAAGAUAUACUCCUGCCCAAAUGUGAUCUUGCGUUACCUUAUUCAAAUGAUGAACAACGCCGAAGAUCUCUCAGAGAAGCAUCAAGAAAACUUCCCAUUCCAAACUCAAAAACUCAGGAUUACUUUUGCAAGAAUUUUGAGUACAUACUGUCUUACAUAUGGGCCAACAAUGAGACUGUUCAAGAAGCUCUUCAUGUUCGAAAGGGAACUGUGAAACAAUGGUAUCGAUGUAACCUUACCUUGGCACAUGAGACCUACAUUUACAGCGUUGCCAGUGCAAUAGACUAUCAAAGAAAUCUAACAGAGAGAAGCAUGAAAGUUCUACUUUACAGUGGUGAUCAUGAUAUGGUUGUUCCACAUAUUUCUACUGAAGAAUGGAUAAGCACGCUCAAGUUGACCUUAGACAUCGAUUGGCGACCGUGGUUUGUUAAUGGUCAAGUUGCAGGGUACACGAUGAAAUAUAGUAAAAAUAGAUAUGAAUUGACUUAUGCUACUUUGAAGGGAGCAGGUCAUUCUCCAACCGAGUACAAAGGUAAGGAAUGUUACAACAUGUUUGAAAGGUGGAUCCAUCGAUAUCCUUUGUAAUCAAUAACUAUUUUAGCAUUUGGCACAGACUUAAUCUGAUGCUGCAGUAGCACUGCACCGUUUAUAUAGCUAAAUAAGCCAUUUUUUGCUAUGUUGAUUUGUGAGAAAUGUUCUUUAGAACAGGAAUAUAUGUUUUAAAGUUAUAAUGUUGUCUCCUUUCAUAUGUAAAUUUAAGUAUCAGCUCAUAACUCAAAUUUAAAAAAGUAAGAAAAACAUAGAAUAACUAAGAUAAGCAAGAAAUAUAAUGUAUAUAAAUCCACAUAUAGGAACAUAUCUCAAAGUACAAUAAAUAGGAACUGCCAUUUGCACACAGUAAUAAAGCAUCAUCAAAUGAAACAAAGACAAAAAGGUAUACUCAUUUUGAAUAAGAGAACAAACAAUACGAGUGAUCCGUGAUCUAUCAGGCAACUGAAUUGAAGGGACGUUUCA